Entrophospora candida is the source of this 867-nucleotide messenger RNA. The record is from the annotation of a GenBank genome assembly. Lineage: Eukaryota; Fungi; Glomeromycota; Glomeromycetes; Entrophosporales; Entrophosporaceae.
AUGACAAAUACUUUGGUUAAAAAAGAUUUUGCUGAAGUAGGUUUUGCAAAUAGUGUAACUAAUGAUGAUGUUAGUACUGGUGCUGGUAAUGUAAAAGAUUCAAUAAAAAUUUAUUAUGAGAUUCAUGGAAAUGGACCAAACAAGAUAUUAUUUGUAAUGGGAUUAAAUGCAACGUCGGGUUCUUGGGAAUAUCAAAUAAAUUAUUUUGGAAAUCAUAAAGAUUAUCAAAUAUGUGUUUUUGAUAAUCGUGGUGUUGGAUGGUCAGAUGCACCAACUGGACUUUAUAGUAUCAAGCAAAUGGCAUAUGACGUGGUUGAAUUAUUAAAUAAGAUUGAAUGGACUAGUGAUGUUAAUUUGGUUGGUGUUUCCAUGGGUGGUAUGAUUUCUCAGGAAUUAGUAUUACUCAAACCUCAUUACUUCAAAUCUUUAUGUCUUACAUCAAGUACUCCAGGAUUAACGAUACCACCGAUCAAUGGUAUGCUUAUGUUUAUGAAAUUAAUGGCGAUAAAAAAUCCUAUUGCUAAAUCUCAACUAGCCGUUGAUGUAUUGUUUCCUGAGAAUUGGUUGAAAUCUCCACCAUCGAUCGAAUCAUCUCAUAAUACAAAUAGAGAUCAUGUGAUUGAAUCACUUAUUCGACGUAUUAAUAACACUAGAAUUCAACCUGUUAGAGGUGCAAUUGGGCAAAUUUCAGCAUGUUUAAGACAUUAUGUUUCUUCUGAACGUCUUCAAAUCAUUCGAGAUAAAAUUCCACAAAUUUUAGUGGUGACUGGAAGUUGGGAUAAUCUUGUUAGACCGUCAAAUAGUUUCUAUCUGGCUGAACAACUAAAUGCAGAUUUUGAAUAUUUUGAAGAUACAACUCAUUAUUAG